CUGAAAGUUACACGCAUUCCUUCGGUCUCUCGUUAAAUAAUGCAUUCAGCACAGGUGCACUGGAGCCCUUCGAUAUCAGCGCGCCGCUAUCGCCUUUGCCCAUUCCGGCGCUUCAUUAGGACGAUGGGAUCUCUGCCCGCUCCGCCGGAACCUUGAUUCUUUGUUCAAUUUCUCUUCCUCUCGGGCUGGAUGAGUGGAAUAGCCCGGGCUCAAAGCGGACCUCCAUUGCAGGGGAUACGGGGGAUAGAGUUUCCUGAACAAUGGAAACUCAAUCAGGAAAUGGAAGGCCGGUGGUCAGAGGGGCCGUGAGCUCAAACUCCACAUCCCCUUCACCUCCCUCCAGCGUCCCAGGAGCCAACGCCACCGGCACAGUGUACAAGGAGGACCUGCAGUCCAACAGGAAGAUAGAGAAGUUUGACAUCCCCUUGGACGACCUCAAGAAGAUGUUUGACAAACCCAAAGUACACGAAACGGGACCCAGAGCCGAGAGGGGUGCCCGCAGUCCCACGCCCAGAGGACCGUCAGCCGCAGACCAGAAACACCGAAAUUCAGCCCGACAGCAGAACCAGGAGCUCAGCCAGAGCGGCGUGACCAGACCCAGGACAGGGCUUCCCGAGCGAUCCGACGGACCGGAGAACGCAGCUCACGGGGAGGAGGAGGAGGCGGAGAACGUCCCCCUGAAGGAACGCGUGGCCAUGUAUCAGGCGGCCGUCUCCAAAACAGAGGCUCCCGGCUCCUCCGGCGAGGUCAUGGAAGAGGGCAAGACCUGCUCCUUGCCGGGAGGAUUCACCAGCGUGAAGAGGCAAUUUGAGAGCCAGGAAACUGCAUCUUCGCAAAGCACUGUCACCCAGUUCCAUUUCAAGCAAAGAUCCGUGCAGGAAAGCUCAUCACAGGUGAUAGGGCGGAGCAGUGGCAAAGAACUCUUCCCCUCCUCUCAGCAGGUGGCUUUCUCCAAAGACGAGAAGGCCUCACACAAUCAGAGUGUUCACCAUGGCAACGUGACCUCCAGCUAUGAAAACCAUUUUGAUGAAAUGGUCGGUGAAGACUCUGCAAAGGUUUCUACACAAGCCUUAAAGGAGCAGUUUGAAAGAACCAUUGAGGAGUCAACUCCAAAACAAAUAAAGAUCGAUCUCAGUUACAACCAGGUUCAGUGGGAUCCCGUUGUAAGUGUAAUGUCUCAAGCCUCGGUGGAAAAGAGGUGCGAACAGUCCGAGGCUAUGAAAGCGGAGGCGGGGGUCGCUGCUCCUGCAUCUGCCUACGGAGGCGCGGAGCACUUCCCUCCCCCGCCUCCUCAUUUACUGCAGGGGCCUAUGGAAGUCCCCGAGCACUGCCGCUCGCCAGAGCUCCCCGAGCCAACCUGCACUCCCAAGUACAUGAUGAACCGGGAGCAGUACUCCAAGCAGAGAAACCUCUACGAGCUCAAGCGCCUCUACAAGCACAUCCACCCGGAGGUGCGGAAGAACCUGGAGAGGGACAUCUUCAGCGAAGUGACCGACCAGAUGGAGAGUGGAGAGGAGGAGAUGGGCGACGUCCAGCAGGCCAGGUACGUGUUUGAGAACACGGGAAACAGUCCCAACAAGAGCAUGAGCCCAGAGCGGGAGUACUUGGAGUGGGACGAGAUCCUCAAGGGGGAGGUUCAGUCCAUGCGCUGGAUGUUUGAAAACAAACCACUGGAUUCAAUUAAAGAUGAAUCUCUGGAUGAGGACGACGCCAAAAACAUCGCCCAGCAGGAAAUAAUUGCGGGAAAUGACGUCAGAUACACCGCGUGGAUGUUUGAGACACAGCCGAUGGACACGAUGGGCACAGAAACUCCUGACUCCAUUAAACAGGUAAAAGGAUUUCCUGAGUUGGCAAGAGGAGACGUGCAAACUGCCACCUGGCUGUUUGAAACCCAGCCUUUAGACUCUCUCAAUAAGAUACAUCAGGAAGAAGAACAAACCCAUGAAGCGGUCUACACACAAGACAUUACCAGAGGGGACGUUAAAACUGCUAGGUACUUGUUCGAAACCCAGCACUUGGACUCUUUGGGACAUACAGAAACAAUCGAUGAAAGCCACUUCCUGAAUCUUAAAUCAGAACUGGAGGAAAUCAAAGGUGACGUUAAGACAACAACUAAGAUGUUCGAGACACAACCUAUGUGUGUUAUCAGAGGCGAAUCGGGACAGAUGCUGGAGAUCACAACUGUACGUAGAGAGGAAAUGGAGAAAGGUGAUGUCAAGACCUCACGCUGGCUCUUUGAAACUCAACCCCUGGACCUAAUCAAUAAGGAUCCCAGUGAAGUAAAGGUGAUUUGUGGUGUGUCAAUGGAGGACAACUACAAGGGUGGUGUGAACAUGGGAAGAUGGCUGUUUGAGACAAAGACUUUAGACACUAUCAAUUAUGAAGAAUGGCAAAACUCUAAGCUAGAAAAAGAAGAGAUUAUUGGUGCUGAUGUGCGAAAGUAUUGCUGGGCAUUUGAAACUCAGCCUAUGGACACUUUGAAAGACAAUGACAAUGCCAGACCAGUACCCACAGAAGAGAUUUUAGGGGGUGAUGUGCGAUCAGCAAGGCAUUUAUUUGAAACUGUUCCCAUGGAGGCAUUGAAGGAUAGCCCUGAAGUUGGUAAACUUAAAAAGGUAGUGGCAUCGGAAGAGGAAAAAGGCGAUGUGAGACAUCAGAGAUGGAGAUUUGAGAGUCAACCACUUGAAAACAUCAGAGAAGAGAAGAAGGAGUUCACACGGACAGUGGACCUACAAAAAUUUGAUAAAGGAGAUGUAACAAACUAUAAGGAAAUAUUUGAGACCAUGGACUUAAGCAGAUGUGAUGCAACUCAAAAAAUACAAGUAGAAGGCGUCACUAGCGGGUCUGUGAAAUCAAACAAGGAUCUUUUUGAGUCUACACCCAUGUAUGCUAUGCAAGACAGCUCUGGCCAUUACCAUGAGGUAAAAACAGUGCGAAGGGAAGAGAUAGUUGAAGGAGAUGUCAGAAGCUGCAAAUGGAUGUUUGAAACGAAACCUAUUGAUCAGUUUGACGAAAGCUUAAAAAAUUUCCAGAUUAUCAAGGGGAUAUCAAAACAAGAGAUUGAAUCUGGGGACGUGAAAACAGCUAAGUGGCUUUUUGAGACCCAGCCUCUCGAUUCCAUUAAAUAUUUCAGCAAUGUUGAUGAUGACCAGACUGUGACUAAGGAUGGCUUUGACAUUGUGAAAGGCGACGUCAAAACAUGCAGGUGGCUGUUUGAAACUCAGCAAAUGGAUGCACUGUAUGAUAAGGAAGAGGUGACCAAAACUGACAAUGAGGAAAUUCGCAAAGGUGAUGUGAAAACCUGCACUUGGCUGUUUGAGACACAGGCUUUGGAUACCCUCAGAGAUGAAUCCGAAACAAUCCUAAAACACUGCACAGUCCAACAGGAGGAUGUCCAAGGGAAAGACGUACGCAUGGCCCGUUUUCUUUUUGAGACCGAGAACCUCGAGAACAUCACUGGGGAAGAGAGUGGCACUUUUAAGAGGGUCACUGAGAUAGAUAUUCAAUCUGGAGAUGUAUCCAGAAUGAAGUACAUAUUUGAAAACCAGUCUUCAGAUAUAGUGACAUCAACCACAGAGGAAAUCAUGCAAAAGCUUAAAGCCACUCAGGCUGAGGACAUUCAGAAGGGCAAUGUGGUCAACUGUAAGUGGUUAUUUGAAAACCAACCGAUAGAUGCUAUUUGUGACAGUGCUGAGGAACCCAAGAACACCCGUACUGUGACAGAUGUACAAGGAGGCAAUGUUGACAAAGGACGUUUCAUUUUUGAGACCACCUCAUUGGAUAAGAUUCAGGAAGAUUCCUCUGAAACAGAAAUCGGAAGGAUUUGGACAAUUAGUCGUGAUGACAUGGAGAGGGGAGAUGUAAAAAACUACACCAUGAUGUUUGAAACACAACCGUUGUAUGCGAUCCAAGAUAAAGAGGGCCAUUAUCAUGAAGUUACUACUGUCACCAAGGAGGAAACUAUGCGAGGCGAUGUAGUGGGUGCAAGGUGGCUUUUUGAAACCAAGCCUCUCGAUUCAAUAAAGGACAGUGAGGAGGUCUAUGUUAUUAAAGCUGUCACUGAAGAGGACAUUCAGAAAGGAGAUGUGACCUCAGCCAGGUGGAGAUUUGAAACACAGCCUCUUGAUGAAAUUGCAGAGGAUGUGAAAGUCUCCAUUAAAACCAUUGAAGAUAUUCAAGGGGGAGACGUCAAAUCAAACAAACGACGUUUUGAGUCUGAUGAGCAGUCACAAAAGUACAUCCGAACAGUUAGUGUUAGCGAAAUCCAAAAGGGGGAUGUUAGGACGGCUACAUGGAUGUUUGAGACACAUAAAAUGGACAGCAUUCGGGGUGAAGGCUCAGAGUAUGAUCAGAUGGAGACAGUGACAAAGGAAGAGGUGUUGAAGGGAGAUGUUAAACAAUCAGUGUGGCUCUUUGAAAAGCAACCCCUGGAUAGCAUAAAAGAAUCAGAAAGCAAUGUGGUGAUAGCCCGAGAGGAAAUUCCACAGGGGGACGUUAAGACGACAACAUGGCUUUUUGAAACAACCCCCUUCCAUGAAUUCAAUGAAAGCAGUGUGGAGAGAACGGAAAUUGUCGGUAAAAGUAUUAAAGAAACCCUUGAAGAACUGUACUGUCAGAAAAUGGUAAAUUCACAAGGCAUACUGAUAGAGGCUGAUGAGAUUGGUGAUGUCAGAAUGGCAAAAUACAGGCUCAUGAAUCAAGACGCUCCUGAGAUUCAAAAAGAGGAAGUUAUCAGAGGGGACUUGAACAAUAUAAUGGUGAACCUUCUUAACAAACGGGAUACAACUGAAAAGGGCAUCAUUAUAGAUGAGGAGGAGAGGGGUGACAUCAACACAACAGUGAAACAGCUGUUCAACCAAGAAAUGGGUGAACGUGUGCAAAAGGAGGAAAUAAUAAGGGGUGACAUUCAGGAAGCAAUAAACAACCUAUUGAAGGAGGAGGGGUCUGCCAAACGUGGCAUUCUCAUUCAAGAGGAUGAGAAGGGAGAUGUGAGGAUGACCAUAUAUUCUCUUCUCAACCAAAGAGAGGAAAAUGGAAUUGAGAAAGAAGAUGUUGUCAGAGGGAAUGUGAAACGUACCCUCAACAGACUUCUUUCCAAUCCAGGUAGUCCUGAACUGUCAGCAAAGAUAAAAGUGAGUGAUACAGAGAGGGGGAAUGUUAGCUUUUACUCAACCUGUAUAGAGUCUGGAGCGUUGGACUAUCUCAAACAACUUCAAUCUGAGGCAGAGGAGACUCUCCCGGAAAAAGAAGAGAAAGAGGAGAUUAUUGGUGGUGACAUCGCUGGGACAAAACUCAUCCUGAGAAGGAAUCAAACUCAAAUUGAACGUACAGUUACUACGGAUGACAUUGUCCCUGGCAAUGUGCACAGUACAGUCAAGGUUUUCAUGACUCAGCCCGUGAUUACCCUCAACAGCCAGCAGAAAGAGGAGAUAGUGAAGGGGGAUUUGAGAGCAGCUCUAAAUUCACUGACACAGGCCAUAAACCAGACGGUGCUGGUUGACAAAGAGGAGGUGGUCAAAGGCGAUAUACCGACAGCCUUGAAGUCACUAAAGGAUGCUCAGAAUCAGUUAAAGGAAAUUGAAAAGCCAGAUAUCGUCCCCGGUGAUAUCAGAGGAGCACUGGAGUCUCUGGAAAAAUCAGCAACCAAUAAGGCUGAAAUCAUCAUAGAAGAUCUAGUGCCCGGUGACAUCAAAAGCACUCUAAAAUCACUGGAAAUUGCAAAGCAUGUGGUGAGAGAUGUGGAGAAAGAGGAAAUUGUUAAAGGCGAUGUUAAAACCGCAAUGCAGUGUUUGAGAGAGGCGUCUAAUGAGAAGAAGUUCUAUCAGCAGGAAGAGACUGUGCAAGGGAAUGUGAAAGGCGCUAUACAACAGUUGCUGGAACUGCCUGCUUCCCCAAAAAUGCAACGCAGACCUAGUACGGAAGGAGAUGUGAAAAAUUCCAUAAAAGCACUGUACAGUAUGCAAGAGCAAACUCCAGUUGAGAAAGAAGAGGUUAUAAAAGGUGAUGUUCGAGGCACAAUAAAAAGCCUGCUACAGGAGACACAGCACAAUAGAGUCAAAAGCAGGAUUGAUCAUUCUAGGAGAGUCAAAGUGCCAAGGAAAACUCCAUUACUUUCCCAGCAAGAGAUCCACGAAUGCUCAAUUUUGACUAAACCAGAGGGUGAGAUGGCAAAUCCGGUCCCUGCAGUUAAAAAUCUGUCCCAAAGUGUUGAAUCACAGAGCAGUGAACAAAAGCACACAAUCAUUAAAUCAGUCAAAAGCCAGUCUUUAACCCAGGAGGAACAUUCGCUGACAACACAAUCCACGGCGAUCAAUAUUUCUCAUACUUCACCCCAGCUUAAUGUUAAAGAACAACCUGUGAAACAGAAAUUGCCAACCCCCGGAUCCGUGAUCAUAAAGAAGAAAAAUGUGACCAGUCCGACAACUGACAGUGCGAUGGCUUCAGGGGCGAACGUGAUCAAAAUCCAAUCAGCUAGUACAAGCACAAGUACGGAGCACACACAGCAAAUUAAAACAGUGAAACAGGUGCAGACAGUCACUGAACACAAAACCGUCAGGGAAAAGCAUGACGUCAAGUUCCGCAACCUCAACACAGGUAGAAAGGGCCUCAUCACACUAGAUAAAAAGAAACUGAAACAAGACUUACCACCACCACCCCCUCCACCUCCAUUAUCUGAGUCUGAGUUUCCCCUUCCACCCCCACCUCCACCACUUUUAGAAUCUGAAAAUCCAACUCACCCUGAACUUGUUAUGAGGCAGGAUAGUGACCUUCCUCCUCCUCCACCACCGGUUGAAUCGAUAUCUGAGCCUGAUCAUUUCCCUCCUCCCCCACCUCCCCCUGUACCUGCACUGGCCGCACAAGACUGUCUACCACCCCCACCUCCUGAACAAGAAUUGUGCUCCCUACCAUCUCAAGCACCUCUGUCCCCUCCAAAGGAUAAGAAAAUGCCAGUGGUCUCCCCAAGGAAAAUGCAAUCUGGAAUCCCACUGCCAAAACCACUGCCAGAAGAAGGUCCUCGUCCACCAAGGAAGGUUUUUAUCCCACCUGUAAAACUACCUCCCCCACCUGUGGAGGAUAAACCCACCAAACCAAAACCAUACAUAAGGAAAUUCAAAACCCCACUAAUGCUGGCUGAGGAAAGGUACCGGAAACAGAAAGAAGAAAGUGAGAAAAACAAAGGGGUCAUAACACCCCUUUCUCCUUUUGUUAAAGAAUGUGCCCAAACCAAAGUUGUUCUUGAAAAGGAUACCACAGGGAGCAUAACUAAGGAGGAAUCAGAAAAGAACAUCACUUCUAAUGUAAUUCAAGAGGAAACAGAGAAGACUCUCACUGAACCCAAACCAGAACCAACUAAACCAAAUGAACAGCACAUUACCUCUACUCAGAAUCCUACACAGCAUACCACAUCCAUUUCUGCCAAGAAGCUUCAAACUGUCUCUUCUGGUGAACAAGUGGUAACCUCAGAUUCUUCUUCUACUGCUAUCAAAGAGGAUGUACAAGCCAACUGUGCCUUUGAAGAGGUUGCUGCAGGGAGAAUUACGAAGGAGCACUCAGAAAUGAAUGUCACAUCUGAUAUAGUUCAAGAGAAAACACAAAAGAUGGUGACUAAACACAAACCAAAAUCAAUACUGCACAGUUCUUCCAUACAUACAGUGCCUUCACACAUCCCCCUAAGCAAACCUUUGAUCUCGACUGAAAAUCUGAAAUCUGCUGAGAUGUCCUCAAAUAAAGCACACACUUCUAAUCAGAAUUCUUUAACCACCUCUGCUGCACAUCACACCACAUCUGUUUCCUCCACGAGGCAAGAAACUGUCUCUUCCAGUGAGCAACUGGUGACCUCGGUUUCAUCCUCUCAGUCUCACUCUACUGUGCACGUUGAAGAACAGUCCUCUACCAGUGUUGCUGUAACCACUUCUGAGCAUCUUGAAAAAGUUGAGAAAAUCAGUUCAAACAAUGACAUAUCUAUUGCUUCUCUAAAAACUAAAGAUUCCAGGGGUCAUGAGAGCUCUAUAGUGCAGGAAAUAGGGAAAACUCCUCUUCAAGCAACCAGAAUUCCAAAAAUAAAUCCUUCUUUCAAGGUCAAAACACCCAAGAUGCCAAAAGUUGAAAAGACAGAUGAAAUCGGUGAAAACAAGGAACACGGGGUAGAAAACCAAGUUUCUCUUGCAAACACACAGCUGCUGAGUCCAGCUAUGGGGGGAAAUGUGGAGGAGGAGCGCAUCAAGGUGGAUCAUGAAAACACCAAAAAGACAACGAGCAGUGAAGUGAAACACACAGAAAUCCAACUCAAAACAGAAAUAGUGCAAGAGCAAAAGCCUAAAGAGAAGGCUUCUGUGUCCAAGGUAGACAAUGUGGAAAAUCCAACAAAAAAAUCUAAACGGAAAUCAAAGAAGGAUAAGGAGAUGAGGCAGCAGACGCAAGAAAGACUCUCCAAGGAGACAAUUUCAUCUGCUUCAGAGCAGGUAACUCGUCUGCAGGAGGAAACAAGGGCAGUGAAGACUGAGGCCCUUCGGGAAGAGCACGUCCAGGUCAAAGAAGAAAUCACCAUUACUGAAAGUACAGUUAAGCAAAGUUUCCAGCAACAGGUCAACACCAGUCAGUUUCAGAAGCAGACUAAGUCUUCUAAAAAACAGAAAGGACAAACAAGCAAACAAAAUGUUCAAGAGAAAAUAAAAGAUGAGAACAGGGACUUACCUGUCAAACUGACAGAUGACCGAGCUGAACAAGAGAUAGCCACUCAGCCUACCACAGCCAUGGCAGAGGUUUCACAAAGGCGUAAAGAAGUCAAAAAGCUACUAACUCACAUUAAAGAGUUGCAGAGUGCUUCAGGAAAGACAACCUCAGCAUCUGUGAAGAGAGUGCUGAACAAUGUUCCUGAGUGGUUGAUUGGAUUGGAGGAAAAGAGGGAUUUAGAGGAAGUAGCAGUUGAGCACAAUAUGCAGAGGCUAAAAGAGAUUAUUGCAUAUGUAAGAAAUUUAGCACAAGCUAAACUACUGUAUUUAGAUGAGAACAUUGCUGCCAUUGAAAAGCAUGAAAGCGAAAUCGGUCAAUCUGAAAAGAAAGUUGUCGGUGGGGUAAAGCAAAAAAUAUCUAAAACAAGCUCUGGCUCCAGUAAACACAAAAGCAAGAAGCAUUCCUUGAGUGAGGAAAAAUCAGAUGAGGCCAGAACACCGUCUCCCUCACUAGAAGCAAAAUCUCCCUGCAAGACUGACAGGGACACAUCCCAGGCAAACAAGGAUCUGUCUUUGUCCACAUUUAAUCAAUCUGACGAGGCAGCUAAGACAACCGAUGCCUCAGUUCAGAGCCCCCAAGGAGAGUCCUCCCAUGCUUUAACCCCACAACCUACAGAGGAAACUGAGAAAAUAUGUGAGAUUGCAGAAUGUCCACAAAUGAUUCAUGAAGAAACUGACCUAUCAGAGAAGCCUGUUGUGACUGGUUCAGUGAAACACAAGAAAGUGUUCUUUGAAGAAGCACAAAAGGCAGAGGUAAACAGGACUUAUAUACGGAAGGAUCCCAUUGAUAUCCCAGAGCGAUUGGGUCUAGACAUGGAGGAACCUGAGCCUGAAGACCAAGAGAAAGAGUUUGAGGAACCUCCAUGGGUUGACCUCUUAGGACUUGUUAACAAAUUUGAAUCAUCAGCGCAACCGCCGGUGAUAAACAAGAGCCAUGCACGCAAGGAUCCCAUUGAUAUUCCAGAGCGGCUGGGUCCAGACUCUGAGGAGUCUGAAACAGAAACCAAAACAGACAAAGAACAGGAGGAGCUUCCAAGAGUUGACCUGUUCGGGCUCGUUAACAAAUUUGAAUCACCGGCCCAAAUUUCAGAAGUGAACAGGGCCGACAUACAUAAGGAUCCUAUUAAUAUCCCAGAGCGGUUAGGUUUUGAGGGGUUUGAUACUGAGAGCUCAGACAAAGAACGUGAGGAUGUUGCGAGAGUUGACCUGCUUGAUCUCGUCAACAAGUUUGAAUCACCUGCUCAAAUGUCAGAAGUAAACAAGAGCUAUGCAUGGAAUGAUCCUACUGAUAUCCCAGAGCACUUGGGUCCAGAAAUGGAGGGCUCUGAAAAAGAAAAAAACCCAGAAAAAGAGCAGGAGGAGCUUCCAAGGGUUGACCUUCUGGGACUCGUUAACAAAUUUGAAUCACCAGAACAGAAGGUUUAUGUCAGAAAGGAGCCAAUUAUGAUACCUGAGAGACUUGGGAGUGACACAGAAGAUGCAGAAUCUGAAGGAGAAAAACAAUUAACUGAAAUAGAAGAAAUUCCAUCUUUUGACAUUAAGGCUAUUAAAACAUUCUUCGAAGAGACUGAUCAAAGUGUUCACAUCAAGGAACAAAACAUUAAGCAAGGGAAGCAUGAUUGGAAGGUGGGUGAAAUCAUGAAGGAUGGCUCUCCACUGCCUGUUCAAAUGGACAUUAUGCCUGGGGAUUCCUCCGAACCAGUGGGGUUUUCUGAAACUAAGUCUGUCACUGAGCACUUCUCAGGUGUUGAUGAAUUUGGCAACAAGAUAAGCGGAUCAAGAAGCGCAACAACAGUCUCCCAGCACUCAGAGAGCGACGCAACUCGGCAGGGCCUUCCGUCAUACGCAGACAUAGUGAAAAGGAAGAUUUCAGAGUGCGAAGAUGCUGCCACAGCCUCUCGCGAGGAACUGCCAAAGAACUUCCAGAAGACUUGUACGGAGAGUGAGAGUGUAUUCACAAGUCUGAAGUACGGCAGCUCAGAGGAAAGGACAUCAGAGAUGGUGUCACGCAAGGAAGAGACUGUCAUAUCUGAAAGUUCGAGUUCCCGAGUCAGAACUGUGCAGGGUGUGUCGGAAGAGGGUCUAUCCGAUGGAGUCUGUGAUUGCGGACAAACAGAAUUUCCAUAAAUCCUGUUUUCGCUGUGAGCACUGCAGUAGUAAAUUAAGCCUUGCCAACUACGCAUCCCUCCAUGGACGUACAUACUGCAAGCCACAUUACAAACAACUUUUGAAGUCCAAAGGAAAUUAUGACGAGGGAUUUGAACAGAAACCGUACAAGGACUUACGGAAAUCUAAGAAUCCAAAU
This is a messenger RNA of Anguilla rostrata (American eel), 11037 nucleotides long. Its product is annotated as xin actin-binding repeat-containing protein 2-like. Gene Ontology annotation, biological process: actin filament organization; actin cytoskeleton organization. The transcript is spliced from 11 exons. The coding region runs from base 261 to 10859 and encodes 3532 amino acids. NCBI's taxonomy places the organism in Eukaryota, Metazoa, Chordata, Actinopteri, Anguilliformes, Anguillidae. Gene Ontology annotation, cellular component: stress fiber; focal adhesion. The record is from RefSeq and is a predicted model, not a curated record. Gene Ontology annotation, molecular function: actin filament binding.